Messenger RNA from Ictidomys tridecemlineatus (thirteen-lined ground squirrel), 1634 nucleotides. RefSeq names its product ferredoxin 1 (gene Fdx1). Gene Ontology annotation, cellular component: mitochondrion. NCBI's taxonomy places the organism in Eukaryota, Metazoa, Chordata, Mammalia, Rodentia, Sciuridae. Gene Ontology annotation, biological process: P450-containing electron transport chain. The record is from RefSeq and is a predicted model, not a curated record. Gene Ontology annotation, molecular function: electron transfer activity; 2 iron, 2 sulfur cluster binding.
GAGUCGACGGCAGGCGGCCGCAGGGAGCAGGACUGCGCCCGGACGCUCCGCCCCCCGCCGCGGCCCUCGGGCGUCCUUCCGCCCAGCUCCCCGAGCCUUCACCUCCGCGCCGCUGGGGCGGCCUGCGUCCAUCCAGCAGCUAGCGACCGUGGGCCAUGGCCGCCGCGGGGAGUUCCCGGCUCCUGCGUAUCGCCUCCGCGGCCCUGGGUGGCUCGGUCCGCCGCCCACUGCUCCUCGCCGGACCCCAUGCGGGGACCAGCGGCCUGCCGGGGAACCCGGGGCCGGGCCUGGGCGGCGGCGCGUGGGCAAGCCGGCCGCUGAGCGUGUCGGCGCGGAGCAGCUCAGAAGAUAAGAUAACAGUCCACUUUAUAAACAAUGAUGGUGUAAAAUUAACAACCAAAGGAAAAGUUGGUGACUCUCUUCUAGAUGUUGUGGUUGAAAAUAAUCUAGAUAUUGAUGGUUUUGGUGCUUGUGAGGGAACCUUGGCUUGCUCUACUUGUCACCUCAUCUUUGAAGAUCACAUAUAUGAGAAGUUAGAAGCAAUCACUGAUGAGGAGAAUGACAUGCUUGAUCUGGCUUAUGGGCUCACAGACAGAUCACGGUUGGGCUGCCAAAUCUGUUUGACCAAAUCUAUGGACAAUAUGACUGUUCGAGUACCUGAGGCCGUGGCUGAUGCCAGACAAUCUAUUGAUGUGGGCAAGAAUUCCUAAACUACCAUAAGAAGAAAUAUUUUUGUGAAAUUUUACCUAUUUUUAUAAUUUUUAACAUGAUUAAAUGAGAACAUGGUUGAAUGGGUUUAAUCUUAUGACUAGAUUUACCAUUUUACUUCACCUUGUAUAACUACUGAAUUUUGUAGUAUUAAACAUGCGAUUUUUACAUUGGUUAUAAAAAUAUUAGUAAAAUAUUGGAAAAUAGCUGAGAAUGAUGAAAAUCUUAUAUAGUUUACCUUAUUUGUGAUUAGUGACUUAAGCAAAAUGUUACCACAUAAUCUUAUGUCUGCUUAUUUAGAAGGCAGGUUAAGAAAAGCUAUGAUUACCCCUGCUUGAUGUGGGUGAAGGCAGAGAUCUAAAAUGGCUUGUCCAGGAUGAUAUGACUAACUAGGAAAUUUGUACUGGAACCUGCAUCUUAUUAAGUUAGUUUUAUGUUCAGAUUGAUACUGGAGAAAUUAUGAACAUCUUACUUUCAGCACUAAUUAAAUGUAAAUGUAUGUGAAAGAAUAUUCAGUGAAUUGCUUAAUUUCCAAGAUAGCUAUUAACUUUAUAAAUAAAUAUUUCAAAAUUUUAUUCAAUGAGAAAUGUUUAGUAUUUACUUAGACAUUAUGACACUGUCAAGUUGAUGUCUGUUCUAACUAAACCAUCUUUUCUAUUUCAAGCAAAACAAACUGUCUUAGCAAUCUUUCGAAAAUAAUGUUAAUUUAUAGGUUGAUUCUUAGAAUGGAAAUCUUGUGAGCCAGAGGACAUGAGCAGGCUUCCGCAUCCCACUGCCCAGGAGGCGCCAUUCUUCUCACUUCAAUGUCUGCAGCCUGGGUAGCAUAGCAUAUGCUACAGUCCCAGAAAUGAAGGAAUAUCUUACCAAUUAUAUAUGGAAGAUAUUUGUAUCCUUAUCUUUGCUAUAAAUAAAUUCAUUAAAGGUAA